AUGUGGGGAGCUGCUUUGCAGAAGACGACAUACGGGGCCGGACGGUAUUGGGGAGACGCUGGAAUUCUGGAGCAGACCAGUGACUCCGAAGAUGAGGACCAGGAGGGGCUGGAGGAUGAGAGCAUCAGCGCUUACCUCAUGGAAGGAUACCUGGAAGAGGGCCGGCGUAGACUCGGUCAGCAUCUGACGGAUGCGCAGCUCUUGGAGGAAGCAGCCUUUUCUCGAUGUCCUCCGCCCCCGUCGCCGACCAGCGAAGACACUUUCGUCCAGCGGCGAUGGGAGGCGAAGCGGACCGCAAAGGAAGUUCUUCAAAUGACCGGCAAGCACUUGGGCCAGUUCGAUCCUGUAAAUGCCAUUAUGGCCUUGCACCGAGUCGGUCGCAGCAGGGACCGUGGGGAGGUGCAAGCAGAAACGAGUUUGCGGGUGACGUUGCGCCUUAUCUGGAACGCAUUGGUGGACAAGGUAACCAGCAUCGUGCAUGAGGAGGGAUCGCAGCUGGAAGCAAAGGAGCUGGCAAAAACCUGCUGGGCUCUGGCCAAGCUGAGUAUGAACUCGGCUCCUGUCAUGGAAGUCGUCACCGAUCAGCUGUCGCAGAGGGCUGCCGAGUUGGAUGGCCAUGGGUUGUCCAACGCCGUUUGGGGCUUCGCCACCAUUCGCCUGGGUGACCAACGACUUGUCCAGGCCGUAGCUGGGGAAGCACUCCUGCGAGUAUCGGAGUUCGGCACGCAGGGACUUUCGAACUGCGCCUGGGCAUUGGCAAAGCUAUCCUACCACUCGCCGCAGCUUUUCUUGCUCUUCGCGGAGCGAGCGCUGCACAGCGUCGCGGAUUUUGAUCCGCAGGGCCUCGCGAACAUGACCUGGGCUUUUGCAACCCUGGCCUUGCAGCAUGCGAAGUUCACCGACGUCAUCGCCCGGGAGCUGCUCCUGGGCAUCUCCCGGUGGUCCUCCCAGCACAUUGGCAAUACCACCUGGUCCUUCGCCAAGCUCCGCGUUUAUGCUCCGGAGGUUUACUUUGCCAUCUCCACAGAGGUACUUCAAACUCUGCCGUCCUGGAAUGCGCAGGGUCUUUCCAACGUGGUUUGGGCGUUUGCUAAGCUGGAGAUACACGACCGGCCGUUCUUCGGCGCCCUCGCGGUCGACAUAGCUGCGAAGGUGCACCGCUUCCAGCAGCAGAAUUUGGUGAACGUGCUCUGGGCUUAUGCGAAAGUUCACCAAGAAGAAGCAGAUCUCUUUGCAGCUGCUGCUGCCAGUGUUUGUCUCCAGGCGGCCACUUUCAAUCCACAGCACUGCUCCAACACGCUUUGGGCUUUUGCAUGCCUGUCGCUCUAUGCCGAACCUGCAUUGCAGGCCGUCUCGCGGAGGAUUCAGAGAGACAUUAGGAGCUCCGAGGCUCAGGAUAUUGCCAACGUCCUUUGGGCCUGCGCCAAGCUGAGCUACAAGGACCCUGGCCUGCUGGAAGCCUUGCUGCCUGAAGCGAGAAAGAAGGCAGGCACCUUCCAACCACAGAAUCUGUCGAUCUCCGCCUUCUCUCUGGCCCAGCUCCGUGUCAGCGACCGGUCCACUCUGAGCCGGUUAUUGGAGAGCUCUGCUAUGCGCGUAG
This is a messenger RNA of Symbiodinium sp. CCMP2592, 1600 nucleotides long. The record is from the annotation of a GenBank genome assembly. NCBI's taxonomy places the organism in Eukaryota, Dinophyceae, Suessiales, Symbiodiniaceae.